AUGGAAGACGGCAAAAUCUACCGAGAACCCUCUCCUCGUGAAACACCUCGAAUCGAACUCUUCUUUGAUCUUCUCUUUGUCGCUAUCGCCCAUCAACUAGCCGACGCUGCUAUUGAGAAGCCCGGGGGCAAGUCUGUCGCAAGGUUUGUACUUACGUUCUGGCCUAGCUGGAGUAUAUGGGAAGAAGCCCGCAAGUUUUCAAACCAAAGCGGUACCGAUGAUCUCCUCCACCGCGUCUGGGUGUUGAUCGGUAUGAUGACCCUCAUCGGCUACUCUUCAAAUGCCUCCGCUAUCGAAAUUCAUCCCGAAGGCGAGGAAGAAGAGCUCGAUCAUUAG
Molecule: messenger RNA, 336 nt
Organism: Cryptococcus amylolentus CBS 6039
Lineage: Eukaryota; Fungi; Basidiomycota; Tremellomycetes; Tremellales; Cryptococcaceae
Exons: 4
Coding region: 1-336 (111 amino acids)
Source: RefSeq, a predicted model, not a curated record